AUGUCGUUUCGCUCUAUCGAUGGCGCAUUUGUCUCACUUUUGAAAAGUCAUCAUCAUUGUUUUGAAUAGUUUUCGUUGUAUACCGACUCCGAUUAAAAUUUGUUAAUUCCUUGAAAAAGUUUACAUUUGGUGGUUUCAUAAGAUGGACGCCACCGAUUCUACCGAUUUAUUGAAGAUAGCCGAAUUGGAUUUUAAUGAAUUCGAGAACAUCAUUGCUGAAAAUCCGAAUAUCAUUACGAAAACAGAUUCUAACGAACGUCAUUUAAUACACUGGUGUGCCUUAAAAGGUCGCGAACGAGCAGUGGAACAUCUGCUAUCCUUUAGCAACUGUCCAAUUGAUUCUCUUGACGACGCUCAAAAUACUCCACUAAUAUUAGCAACUCUUAAAGGAAAUUUGAAGAUUGUCGAGUUACUGCUGAAAGCAGGUGCCAAUAUUAAUUCGAAAAAUUCACAAGGACAUUCCUCGCUGCAGUAUGCAUGCUCAAAGGGCUGGACGGAUAUCGUGCAGUAUUUAUUGGAAAGGAAUGCCGAUGUGAAUGUCAAGGAUGUUCGUGGUGAUACACCACUGCAUCGACUAGCGUCCAUGGGCCGCACCGAGAUUUUGAAACUGUAUUUAUCGAAUACUGUCAAAGCGAUUCUGGAUUGUCCGAACCGUGAGGGCAACACACCAUUGCAUUAUGCCUGCGAGGACGAUGAGUCGUCGUGCGCUUUGUUGUUAAUUGAACAUGGUGCCUCACCGCUGGUACUGAACAAAGAAGAAAAAACGCCGGUGGAUCUGUGCAAGCCGGCAUUGCGUAGGGUGAUCAAGGAGAAGUGUGGUAUUGAAUGAUUUCGUGUGAAUUUCGUAAACAUUAAAUUCGCUCACAAUUGCAACUGAA
Molecule: messenger RNA, 878 nt
Organism: Bradysia coprophila
Lineage: Eukaryota; Metazoa; Arthropoda; Insecta; Diptera; Sciaridae
Product: transient receptor potential cation channel subfamily A member 1-like
Molecular function (GO): protein binding
Source: RefSeq, a predicted model, not a curated record